Melanotaenia boesemani (Boeseman's rainbowfish) is the source of this 1731-nucleotide messenger RNA. It is a transcript of the gene timm17b, whose product is annotated as translocase of inner mitochondrial membrane 17 homolog B (yeast). Gene Ontology annotation, cellular component: mitochondrial inner membrane; TIM23 mitochondrial import inner membrane translocase complex. Gene Ontology annotation, molecular function: transmembrane protein transporter activity. The record is from RefSeq and is a predicted model, not a curated record. Bases 91 to 609 code for a protein of 172 amino acids. Gene Ontology annotation, biological process: protein import into mitochondrial matrix. The transcript is spliced from 6 exons. NCBI's taxonomy places the organism in Eukaryota, Metazoa, Chordata, Actinopteri, Atheriniformes, Melanotaeniidae.
AGCAGAGCAAAUGCCCACUUUCCAAAUAAAAUAAAGCCUGCGGCGCACAAUUAUGACGUCACAAUAUCCGCUCGACGACAACAAAUAAACAUGGAGGAAUAUGCCCGUGAACCUUGCCCCUGGAGAAUAGUGGAUGACUGUGGAGGAGCUUUCACAAUGGGUGCAAUAGGAGGAGGGGUGUUCCAGGCAAUUAAGGGCUUUCGAAAUGCCCCUGUUGGUGUUGUACACAGACUGAAAGGAAGCGCAAAUGCAGUGAGAAUAAGAGCCCCACAGAUUGGAGGUAGCUUUGCUGUGUGGGGAGGACUCUUCUCCACAAUCGACUGUGGUUUAGUUCGCUUGAGAGGGAAGGAAGAUCCUUGGAACUCCAUAACAAGUGGUGCGUUGACUGGGGCCAUCUUAGCAGCACGCAGUGGACCGUUAACUAUGAUGGGCUCUGCCAUGAUGGGAGGAAUUUUGCUCGCUCUCAUUGAGGGUUUUGGUAUUCUGCUGACCAGAUACACAGCACAGCAAUUUCAGAACCCUAUUCCAUUUGCAGAUGACCCCAGUCAGCUACCUCCAAAGGACGGAGGUCAGCAGGAGCAGCAGGGACAAAAAGGGCUGUUUCAGUAGAGAGCAUUAAGGACUCAGACCAGCGGCGAGCACAGUGAGUCAAACCAGGGCAUGAUGGGACACUACAGUCAGGAUGAUCAGUUGGUGGAGAUACUGAUUCCUUAAAGUGGUGACAAGUGUUGCACUUUGUUCUUCCACCUCAGGGACAAUUUAUUGUAAAUUGUAUUAUUUAUGAAUGUGAGCAAAGGUCCAUCUGAAAAAUCAGAAGUUUGCACAUGACCAUGCAACUCUUUCUGUAGUAAUGUUUUUUUUUGUGUCAUCACUUAAAGAUGAAGUUCUGACAUUUAAAUGUUGAAUGGAUUUGAUUCUGAAGCAUUGAAAGAAAUUACAUGAUAAUCAAAGAAAAAUCAAAGAAGUUUGUCAUUUUGGGAAAUAUGAUCACCUUUUGCUUUGUUUUCAAGAAUACGGGAAGAGCUUCAUUCUCAGGUGUGUUUGGGAAAUAUGUGGCUCAAGUUAGUAGUCACAAAGACUGGAAUUGGAGGAGGGUCUGCUUGUAAUCUGUAUGGCUCACUAAUUAAUAUGCAAAAUCAGUACAAAUAGAGAAGUACAAACAUCAGUUUGGUAUCAGUAGUUGAUUCUCAUGCAACUCUCCUUAAGAAAGCAAAUAAGUGUUACUCCCUUAAUGUGCAGAUUUUGCUAUAGAGUGGAGGUCUGAGGAAAUGCUUUGUGUGUGUGUGUGUGUGUGCGUAUUUAAAGGUCAGAUGUGACAAUCUAGCUGAGGACUGUCUGUUUUUAAAUUAUGCAUGUGUCUGGAUAGCUCAGCAAAACCUCAUUCCAUUCUUUGCUUGCACUUUCUCCUCAUCAGUCAUCGUCUCACCUGGCAGCUUCUGCAGCUGUGAGUCUGUCAGAUACACACUGUUACUACAUCAUGUCUGCAGUAAGGAAAAAUAUGGGUUUUUCUACAAAUUAUGACUUGAGUUACUUUGGUUAGCCAGGUUUGGAGCAUCACUUUUCACUUGAAUUGCUUCUGUACCCACUAAUCAAAACUGCUCUCUUUUAAAAUGGUAGAACCUGUCACAGCGAAGUCCAGUGUUUACAGAUGAAGUCUGUAUAGAAAUAGUGUUUAUUUUAUCAUAAUAUAUUUAUUGUACAACAUUAAUAAAGUUAUGAGAUGUAAUUUAA